GAGAGGACGUGUCGCUUGCUCUUUCCCCCUCUUCUCUCUCAGUCACGCUUCUCGUUUACACGGAAUACAGUUGACAGAUAAAGUUAUAAAGUCUGCAUGACCAGGAAAAAGGGAAAAGGAAACCACACAACGUUUCAUAAGUUCAAGACAUUUAACCGACGAAACAAAAAGUCUGCAAGCUACAAAAUAAUAGAAAAUCGUAUUAAAGAAAUUCCGAACUACAAAAACUUUUCAAACAUUCCCCAGAGCGACCAAACAAGCCAAUAUUGGACCCUUACAGAAUACCGCUGGCAGUGAUACUUUCCUCGUUAUUUUAGAAACAAAACUUGGAAGCAAACUUACAAACAAACUUACGAGGACACGCACGCAGUUCACGGUCACAGGAUUUCGUGACGGUCUUCCAAUACAACUGCACCAGAAAACAUCGUGCCCACCGCCCCUUCGAUAUAGCGUGUGGGUGUUCGUUGGUUGGUUGGCCCCUCAGUCCCUACAUCAUCUCCCUCGCCACUACUAACACCUCAAGACAACACCUAUACCUCGCCUGUCGAAAGAUUAGAAGGCAUGGCGGCGGUGUGGUGGCUAGCCUGGGCCUAUUUCGUCCCCAUCGUCCGAGCCUUCUGUCCCAGCGGCUGUUCCUGCGACGACACCCUUCCUAGCGCUCAAUGCGUGGGAGUGGGCCUCAACUUGGUUCCCAUUCUCUUCAACCCUUCUCUGCGUCGCCUUGACCUCGCUCAUAAUGCCAUCAGGUCCUUGGAGGAGGGCCUGGUGUUCCUCUCUCAGCUGCAGGAGCUUGACCUCUCCCACAACAUGCUGGCGAACAUGGGCACCGGCAACUUUGAGGAGCAGAAGAGCCUGGAAAAGCUGAGUGUGGCGCACAACAACGUGUCUGUGUUGCUCCCGGGUACCUUCAGUGGGCUGGCAGCGCUCACUGUUCUCGACCUCAGCCACAACAGCUUGGACGACGUGCCUGGCGGGGUGCUGGACGAGCUCCUGCACCUCACUGUCCUCCGUCUCUCCCACAAUCGUCUUUUCUUCUUGACACAACAUGCCUUCAGGGGCCCAAGAGCUCUUCGGGUUUUGGACCUCUGCGAUAACUUCUUCAGACACGUUCCCACAGAACCCUUGCAAGUUGCACCGACGUUACAAACUCUUCACCUGUGCCGCAAUAGACUAAUGCACCUCGGCCCUUUUGCUUUUCCCAGUCAAGCCCUUACGGUCCUCUCUCUUAAUGUCAACAACAUUGACCGCAUUGACCAAGCCGCCUUCCUCUCGUCGCAGAGUCUACAAAGUCUCAGCCUCAGCGGGAACUCACUCGAUGAAGUUCCGACACACUCAUUAGCCUUCCUCCCGGCGCUAGAGUUCCUCUCACUCACCAGGAACAUGAUACGAGAGGUAAAAGCAGGGGCGUUCCGAGCACAGGGUUGCCUAACGACUCUCGAGGUGUCCCGCAACCCUCACCUUGAGGUCAUGUCCUCAGAGGCGCUGAGUGGGUGUGCACGGCUCCGAGUCCUCACCCUCUCCCAUAACCCUCUGCUGAAGCACCUCCCGACCGGCCUCUUUACGUCACUUGAGAACCUGCACACCCUUGACCUCCGCGCAAACUGCCUUGAGAGCCUAGCCGAAGCGGAGGUGCCUUGGUCGUCCCUACAGAGGCUGGACCUGCGGGACAACCCUUUGGUGUGUAACUGUUCCCUCGGGUGGCUGGCGCGGCUCGUCAGGUCCGCCAACGCCUCCAUCACCUCCCCGGACCUGCAGUGCGCCGCGCCUGACGAGUUGAAGGGACUCUACCUCUCCAGACUGGCCCCGCGCGAGCAGCUGUGUGGCGAGGGCGUGGUGGCCGUGGUGGCGAUGGUGGCGGCGGCGGCUGCCUCCUGCGUGCUGUUCUUCACCCUCACGCUGCUGCUCUACAGACACUGGGGGCGAAGGCAACGAAGGAAGUUGGGCAGCGGGAGGUGGCAGGCUGACCCCGCACCCCCCUGGACACCCCUGGCCCGCCCUCACCCCCAACCCCAACAGCCCCCAUCUGUUGCCGGCCCACCCCCCGCCCCUGUGCACCCCUCCCCCCCAGCAGCCGCCAGCAGAAGCAGUCACCACAACCACCACAACAACCACACCACCAAGCCUUGCAGCGGGGUUGAUGUAUGACUUGUUAUUUAGGAAAGUCUGCCUCUCUCUCUCUCUCUCUCUCUCUCUCUCUCUCUCUCUCUCUCUCUCUCUCGGGUUGAGACGGAGACUUCCGGUCCAUUCAGUGACACUUCCAGAUCCACAAAUUGGUUCAUUCACGACAGACAGACACGCAGACAGAUGGACAGACACUGGCAAAUGGAUAUAUAUACAGACAGACAGACAGACACACAGACAGACAGAAUAGACAGGUAGACAGACACACAGACAGAUAAGGAUAACACACACACACACACACACACACACACACACACACACACACACACACACACAAACGAACGCACGCUCACACCACCUGAAAAACGUCAAAAGAUUCAAUAUUCUUCUUGUUUUCUCUUAGAUUUUAUAAGAAUAUUUUUGUACGGA
This is a messenger RNA of Eriocheir sinensis (Chinese mitten crab), 2550 nucleotides long. RefSeq names its product phospholipase A2 inhibitor beta-like. The transcript has 4 exons. The coding region runs from base 562 to 2145 and encodes 527 amino acids. The record is from RefSeq and is a predicted model, not a curated record. Gene Ontology annotation, cellular component: extracellular matrix. Gene Ontology annotation, molecular function: protein binding. Lineage: Eukaryota; Metazoa; Arthropoda; Malacostraca; Decapoda; Varunidae.